GGAAACAGACGACCAAUUCCUCCCUACAAACUACCAUCGUCGAACUCCACUUUCAAUCGAGAGAAGGAACAAGACAAGAUCGAUCUGAAACCUGAACUUCCAUCGCUGGAGGAAUCCUCCACGAGAAAGGAAGAAACAGAUCAGAGUGAGGCUACCACUACCAACGUCAUAGAGAACGCAACGAAACAUCACGAAGAGAACAACAAUCAAAUAGUUAAAACAGACUCGAAGAUCACGGAAAAACCAUCUGCUCAGAACUCAACGAAAAUUCACGAGUCCGUUAACAGUAAGAAAGAGAAUAAGUAUCAAGCUCCGUCUAAAGUAAACGUGACUCAAUCUAGCGACGCGCACAAAACGAAUUUCACCAAGCACGACGGUUCUCCAAGGCCUGUGAUUCCAUUGGAAUUUCCAAUCAAACCUACUAAAAUCAAUGGCUCUCAAGGCUCCAGUUCCAGUACGAACAGCGAGAAAUCGAACAAUAAACCGAGUAUUUCCAAGACAUCAACGAAAUCUUACUCCACGUCAACGUUGAACAUCGAGACCAGCUCGUCGGUUCAGAUAAUCGAGCCAACGUCUAGCAAACCUAUCGUCCAAUCAACUCCAGUAGCCACAAAUGUUAAUAUUAAUUCAAGUAAAGUCACAAGCGCGUCAAGCACGAUAACUCUGGAACCUAGCAAAACGAUAGAACCCGAAAGCACAGCCGCAUCGAGUAUUCCAACGCCAACUGAGAGUUUACCUUCGAUUUUCACCAAGACCUCGUCGACCACCGAGAAAAGCAUCGUCCAUCCUACCAUGAACACGUUCUCGAAGAAUUCAGCGCCUACGGAUCGCUACGCUUACCGACCCAGGCCUGGGAUCGUCCUCGACGACACUUUGGAUUACACGGGAACUCAAGGACUGGCUACUCAACGGCCUUACGCACCACCAAGACAUCCACCUCUCGGUGAUAUUUUUGAUGUCACGGUCUCGGCUAUUCAAGGCCCGAGCGGUGCAAAUUCCGGAGAAGGUGUUCGAGUACCAGUGAACGGAGGAAACGCAGACGUGAUCCUCACUUCCGCGGUGGAAGGCCAAGGAUUCGUUAGUAUUGAUGGGAAAAGAACGUAUAUGAAUCUAUUUGAGAAUUCUGAUAGAACUUCGACGCACGUGCAACAGCAACCUCAACCAACUAGGACUCAACCACCCGCCAUUGUUGGCACAGGGUUUGCAGUCGCACAGCCAGAUCCACCGACAGCAACCCCACGACCCAAUGGGUCUAUUCGAAGGCCAACGUUUCACAGAAGGCCGACUCAACCUCCAGUUAGAAUUGACACUUGUAUCGUGGGCGAUACGAGCACUUGUGACAUCAGUCAGCACGAGGCUUGCGCCACUGUUCAAGGAGUAUCCGCAUGUCACUGUAAACCAGGAUAUGCGAGGCUGCAACAUUCCUUACCAUGCAAAAAAAUUAUAAGCAUCGUGGUAUCGAUCAGGGUAGAUAAGAUCUAUGAUAGGAAAGUCGUCUGGGAUCGAGGAUUCACCGACAGGGAUUCUGAGCCCUAUCAAACGUUAGCCUAUGAAGCAAAUCGAGCUAUCGAAUCUGCCAUGUCAAUGACACCGUUUUCGGACGAGUAUAUGGGUUCGUUCAUAAAUGGAGUGUAUCAGGGGGAUGUGAGCCAAGGGCAAGGAGGUGUCUUUGUGAAUGCAACCUUGAAACUCACUUACGAGCCAAGAACAAUUAGAUCAAGCUUAGCAGGAGAGCUGCAGAGACAUCUGCUCGGUGUUAUUCACAGAAGGAGCAACAAUAUAGGGAACAGCGCUCUUUACGUUGACAGUCCACCUGGAUCUAUAUCAAAUUUGCAAGACUUAGACGAGUGUGCAUCGUCGGAACUGAACGACUGUCACUCCUCGGCUGUCUGCACGAAUAACUGGGGUGGAUUUACUUGCACUUGCAAUCCUGGUUUGAAAGAUCCUCAUAAGGACGAUGCUAAUGAAUCUGGCAGGACUUGUAUUUCGUGUCCCUCGACUUACUGCAACAAUCGGGGGUCGUGCUCUUACCAGGGCGACCACAUGCAGUGCACGUGGAUACACGUUACGAAAGUCGAAGUCAAAAGAGUGCAGAAGAAGACAUUGCAUUACGCUCGGCCGAAGAAUACGUUACCGAUAAUGAUCGUUAUUAUGCA
Molecule: messenger RNA, 2156 nt
Organism: Heterotrigona itama
Lineage: Eukaryota; Metazoa; Arthropoda; Insecta; Hymenoptera; Apidae
Source: the annotation of a GenBank genome assembly